Molecule: messenger RNA, 1324 nt
Organism: Gordionus sp. m RMFG-2023
Lineage: Eukaryota; Metazoa; Nematomorpha; Gordioida; Chordodea; Parachordodidae
Exons: 2
Coding region: 1-1251 (416 amino acids)
Source: RefSeq, a predicted model, not a curated record
AUGUAUAAAACGAUAAUAUAUUUUUUACUUCUGACAAAUCUGGUAAAUACUCAAAUCCACAUUAUACCCUUUGAACAAGUAAUAGAGGUUCCCUAUAUCAUACCUUACGACGUUAACAGUUUUAACAAUGUUAUUCAACCGACUAAAGAACCUGAAAGCCGUAUAUCUGGUGAAAUUAAGGAAUCCGUCUGUGCAACUCAAGUGAUAAAUUUCAUUCAAACUUACGUGGUUGAAAACAUCCAUAGAAUACUCGGCAUUUUAAACGACAUAACAGCUAAUGUCGAAAAUUUGAGUUGUCAAAAUAAGUUUGACCCUAUAACAAAUCACCAGCUGAAUCCGAAAAUCGAUGGCCCAAAUUUGACCUCCAUUAUAUCUGAUUUGGGGAAUAUACUAACCUCUACAAAUAUCAAUGAUUUAAUAAAGAGAACGACAUUGCCGAUCAUCUCACCCGACAUAGAUGAAUCAGGGGUUCCUUCAACAUUAUCUCCGAUUGAUAUAGGAGAGGCUAUUAAGCCAAAAGAAGUUACCCAUGCCCAAAUUAUACCAGAGGUAUUUACAACUACAUCACCCGUAAUUACAACAUCUAAAAAUCUUGAAACCGAUCUUUCUUGUGACAAGAUUACAAAUACAACUCAAGAUGUUCAAAUAUCGGGGAAAUUAUUCAAGGAUUUAUUUAUCGUAAAAGAAAAAUCGGGGUUAUUCGCCAGAUUCGGUUUGAGCGAUCAGGGGCUCAACUGGCGCUAUUUUAACGAAAUCCUUAAAAACGUUAUUAUUGAACUACUAUCCCCGACAGACCUUAAAAAUAUAGAAACUUUGAUUUCAACCCUUUACCCAUCUUCUGCCACCGAUUUAAACAAGAUAAUUAAGGUUAAAAGCGAUAUUUUUUUGGGCGUUCAAAAUCGGGAUAGUAAAAACCCUUCUAAACUAAUAGUUCGUAAUUUGAGAUCCUACCCAGAAUUAUUCAAAGACGAGAAAAUUUGCCUUGACCUGUCAGUCAAUUCUGAACUAACCAGGUAUUCCCUUACUACUGACAGGAUGAGAGUUAGGUGUUUUGGUUCACCUAGAGGAAAUAGCUGCGGGAAAUGUGGGUUGCCCAAAAACCACGAAGUUUCGGAUCCCGUCAUAAUUAAAGAAGUUUUUAUGUGGCCGAGUUCUAAAGGGGCUUCGAUUCCUGAUGAUCAAUGGAGAAGAAAUCAAUACGUUUUUAGAGGAACUUUCUACCACAUAUUCGUCAAAUUGCGAGAUUGUUAAAAUGUGGGAUGAAAUUUUUUUUUGUAAAUUAUAUAUUUUUUUACAUAGUUAUUAUACAUAGAUUUUAACAUUA